Messenger RNA from Brassicogethes aeneus, 1953 nucleotides. The record is from the annotation of a GenBank genome assembly. Lineage: Eukaryota; Metazoa; Arthropoda; Insecta; Coleoptera; Nitidulidae.
AUGAAGCGAUUUUUGCUGCUACUGGCAGCAAUGGCUGCUGUCUACUGCCAACAGUUCGGAGAUAACCCCAACACAGGUACACAGUACAACAGGGAUGACCCGUACAAUAGGGAUCAGAAUCCUUACAAUAGAGAUAAUAACUCUAAUAACAGGGAUAACCAAUACGGGAAUACCCCGUAUGGAAAUAAUAGAGAUCAGUAUGGGAACAACCAGUAUGGAAAUAAUAACAGCCAGAGAUACGAUAAUAAUAAUAAUAGGGAUAGAUAUAAUAAUAAUAAUAAUAAUUAUGACCCUAAUAAAAGAUAUAAUAAUGAUAAUCAAUACAACAGAGAUAAUAACACGUAUAACUUUAGUAGUGGUAACAACAACUACAAUCAGCAAUACGGGAAUAACAACCCACAGUACAAUAACCGACAAUUAGACAACAACAACAACAAUCGUCAAUAUGAUAAUAACAACCAAUAUAACAACAACAACAACAAUGAUAGAUACAACACAAACAACGACAGAUUUAAUACAAACAGCGAUAGGAACUUUGAAGAGCAAUAUGGUAAUAACAGGCAAUUUGGCAACAAUGAUAAUACUGAGUGUUGCGAGGAGUAUUGCUAUACUGAUGAUAGGGAGCCGUACAUAUUUUUCGCCAGCAAAACUUCCUAUGAAGCCCUGGAUAAGAGGUCUGGAUUCCAGCACAACAUCCCAGAUUGCACCCCUGUCCAAAUGUGGUCUUUAAAUAGACACGGGACACGACUUCCUGGCAGGAGGACGAUCGAAGCUUUACGUAAAUUGCAGCAAAUUCAGCAGGAAAUUGUCAAAAAUCACGAGGAGAGGAGAUCCUACCCCGACAAAGGCAGGUUGUGUCCCAAGGAUUAUGACUUACUCAAAAGGUGGAGAUGGAACGACACUAUCAGAGAAGAUCGAGCGAGUGAUUUGACUAGUGAGGGUGUCAACGAAUUAAAGAUGUUGGCUAGGAGGUAUAAGGCCAAGUUCCCACAAGUUUUACAAGAGCAAUAUAAUGAAAGGUCGUACUAUUUCCAAUACACAGACACCGACAGGACCCACGACAGUUACCAAGCUUACAUAGACGGCUUGUUCAAUCAAGAAUCGUACAGGGUACAUGGCACGUCUUUCCCAGACGAUAGACUUUUAAAAGCUUUCGACACGUGCAGAGCAUACAAGGAGCAGGUCAAAUACAACCCGAGAACUUACGAACAGCACCGAUUGUUCACCGAAAGACCAGAGUACCGAGAGUUGGUGAGCAACGUCUUCAAACGUCUAGGUUUCCGGUACACGUUGAACGCCAGCAUCGUAGACGACAUGUACGACAUGUGUCGAUUCGAGAAGGCUUGGAACGUGCUAAAACCGUCGCCAUGGUGCUCGGCGUUCAACAAGAACCAACUCAAGUUGCUGGAGUACGCUGAGGAUCUGAUUAGUUACUACGAGGCCGGUUACGGGAACGAGAUAAACCAGAAAGUUGGUUGUGGACCUCUCAAAGACAUGUACGAAAGGUUCCAGAAGACGGUUGAUGGUUAUGGGGAUGGUAACAAAGCCACCUUCCUAUUCACGCAUUCGGAUACCAUAGCGGCCACUUUAUCCGCCAUGGGUAUAGCUAAGGACCCACAGCCCUUAAGGGCUGAUAAUUAUUACCAGCAAACUAGAAGAAUGUGGAAGCAAUCUAAUAUUCUACCUUAUGCAUCCAACUUGGUAGCGGUUUUGUACCAGUGCAGAUCAAACAGUUACAAGGUGAUGUUCUACCUCAACGAGCAGCCCGUGGAGUUCCCAGAAUGCCAAGUGGGACUGUGCAACUGGGACGUAGUGAAGCAGAAAUAUCAGUACACCGUAGACAACUGCAACAUGGGCUUCUGCGAUUACAAUUCCGCCCCUAAACCAUCGAGUCCACUCCUGGCUUUCACCAUAUCAGCCAUAGUUUGCUUGCUAUUCAACAGAGCGUGGUAA